UCAGAGCUCAGUCGGUCUCUUCUGUAUCUGUAUCGAUCAGGUGUGGCUCUGGCCCCAGGUAUAUACCUACAGUGCUGUGCUACCUGUACGUACACGGGAGUGCUAGUGUACCGAAUCCGGUGACCUACAGGUUGCAGGUGGAUAGUUUUUAAUUUUUGGUGCGACUUCUCGUCCACGAACCCUGGUGUCGCGCGAAACAGCAAGGAUAUUGCACAAAAAUAGGAUUCCUAUAAGCCACCACGUUCCUCAGACUCUGAAUGUGGGGUGAUCCUGUAUGAAGACCAGCAAAAUGAUGAUUACAACGACAGGGCAUGGGGCCCCUCUCUACCCUUCUUAGGGCCCAGUUUAGCCCAAAGGCUGAUGGGGGAGAGGAGAGUUUUCGGAGACUGGGAUAGAACUCAGUUCCAAGGAAAAGUCAUAGAUAAUGUUUUCAAGAUGGGGCAGAAGCGUGGAGAGGUGGGGCUGGUCUGGGGUGAUGACUCCGUGUUCCAAGAGCCUUGGCACCCACACUGGCAGUUCCCGCUUUUACUGUCUGUCCUCGCUCUUGUCUGUGGUCUCGCUCUUUUUCUUGUGGUACUAAUUUGGUUGAAAAGCCAGAUGUCAUCGACUUCUUCGUCGGGAAGUGACAAGGUGGAGACGGGUGAUGAGCAGGAACCACACCCAGAAGGGGGGCAAUGGAUCUAUCACCCGGUGAUAAGGCCAGUGACCACGGAGCAGUGUGAGACUCUGCCCAUCGUACCCGUGCAGUCGCAAGCGUCCCGUGCUAUACUGCCCGAGGUCAUGACGGCACAUAGUGUGGCGGGUGAGGAGAGGCGGGAGCCGGUGAGGAUCAAGGCCAAAGGACUGCUGGAGAGGCGAGGCUCGAGUGCCAGCCUCACCAUCGACCUGUUGCACCCCAGCCAGGAAAAUCUGAGUGUGACGCCCACGAGGGAGUGCACUGCAGAGGAGUAUCUGUUGUCUGUGGGCAAUGUGCUGAGCAGGGGUCAGCUCAGGAAUUGCCUAAAAGACGCUCGAGCUCUGCACAAGGAAUUCUGGGACCUGCCCCUCAACCACCCAGACAAACUCGAGAUUCCUGGCAGUGGUUCAAAAAAUAGAUAUAGGACAAUCAUCCCAAAUGAAAACACCAGGGUACACCUCCCAACGGAGACUGCCUCAGAUCCUUUGACCGGCUACAUCAAUGCUAACUACAUCAGGGGCUACGAUGGAGAAGAAAAAGCGUUUAUAGCGACACAAGGGCCCCUGGCCAACACAGUGGGAGACUUCUGGCAUAUGGUUUGGUCGGAGCGUUCUCCCGUCAUUGUUAUGAUUACCAAACUCAUGGAGAAGAACCGCGCCAAGUGCGAACUGUACUUCCCCAUCGACCCGGGCGCCACGGAGGUCUACGGUGACAUUGCAGUGACAGUUUUGUCUAUCGUGGUUAAGGAUGGCUACAUCAUCCGGCACUUUGGAUUGCAGAAAGGUGAUGAGAUCCAGCGAGUGACUCACUUUUGGUUCGACUCCUGGCCUGACCAUAAAACUCCUGCCAACGCUCAUUCUCUUCUCUGCUUGGCCAAGGAUGUGGAGGCCUACCGUUUCAAGGAUGUGCAAAGGGGGAGUACUUCUUCAUGGCCUCACUCUCCAAAACCUGUCAAGUCUGAUGAAGCAAAGGCAGAACAAACAGAUUUACUAUCUCCUUGUCCUGAAGCUGCAAGUCCUCCAUCACUAAAAGAGACAAGUCCGGUCCUCAAUUUUGGUCGUUUGGAGUUCAAAGACGAUGAGCCUGACAAAGAAUUGAGAACGAGUCCAGCGAAAAGUGAUGACGAUAAUCUUAUCUUACUGAACCAGACUGAGUCUUCUGAAUCAGGAUCUGCUUUUCAACCGACCAUUGAAGCAAUUAAUGUUGAGAUCUCCUCUGAUCCGGAGAAAAUGGAAUAUAAAAUUGUGCCAGUGCUACAAGCAGACAAGUUGAACAGUCCUACGUUUUACGACAGGUCUUUGUACUCCAAUGAUGAUGUAUUUCAAGUGGGUUCACUUCCACAGAAGAGUCCAGUUCAAGCUAGAGUCCAAUUGGAGAACAUUCGUUCCAGGUCCGUGGAAGCUGCUCCUACAAGCUUGAGUAGUUCGCAUAAAUCUGACGAUCAGAAAAGUGCUCCAAGCGAGUUUUUUGAUUUUGAUAAACUGACGAUUGCGCAAGAAGCAGUAGUGACAUCCACAGAUGAAUCUGUCUCUUCAGAGGACAGGAAGAAGUCUUUGGAAACCAGUGAGAACCUUCCGGACAGUUUUGAAAAAAAGAUAUACCGCGGGAUCACAUGCACAUCCAGUCCCAACUGGACCUCUGAUGCAAGUCCAAAUUUGACACACAGCUUUGAUAAGAGCACUUCGAAACUGUCUGUGGAUAGUCUGAGCUGGGGCGGGUUGGACAUUAUGAGCCCAAACCUGACGAGCUCGGAGAAGAGUCCCAACCGGACACAGUCAUCAAUAGAGAGCCCAGUGACCCAGAGCUCAAGUGAGGGCAGGAGGUGGCCUAGGAGCUCUGACAGCAGCAAGCAGUGGACCCGCAGCUCCCAGGGCAGUUCUGGUUGGGCUCAAAGCUCGGAGGACAGCCCCUGGUGGUUUGACAAGGACCAGGAACCAGAAAAUACUUCCAAUGCUCGCAGCCCAAGAGAGUGGCUGGACAAGAGUCCCUUGCUCAGUCGAAGGUCUCGAGAGGGUUCUGUGAACUUUUUGUGGAGUGACUUGCCACGAGGUCAGGCUGCGGGACCGGUGAUCGUUCAUUGCAGCGCUGGCAUCGGGCGCACCGGCUGUUUCAUAGCCAUCUGCGUUGGUGUCAGCCAACUGCUGGGGGAGAACAAUGUUGACAUCCUGGGUAUUGUUUGUCGCAUGAGAUAUGACCGGUAAGUAAUAAGUAGACUU
Molecule: messenger RNA, 2892 nt
Organism: Homalodisca vitripennis (glassy-winged sharpshooter)
Lineage: Eukaryota; Metazoa; Arthropoda; Insecta; Hemiptera; Cicadellidae
Exons: 10
Coding region: 361-2877 (838 amino acids)
Biological process (GO): protein dephosphorylation
Molecular function (GO): protein tyrosine phosphatase activity
Source: RefSeq, a predicted model, not a curated record